This is a messenger RNA of Trachemys scripta elegans, 5281 nucleotides long. Its product is annotated as cytochrome P450 2F5-like. Gene Ontology annotation, cellular component: intracellular membrane-bounded organelle; cytoplasm. The transcript is spliced from 8 exons. Gene Ontology annotation, molecular function: oxidoreductase activity, acting on paired donors, with incorporation or reduction of molecular oxygen, reduced flavin or flavoprotein as one donor, and incorporation of one atom of oxygen; oxygen binding; heme binding. The record is from RefSeq and is a predicted model, not a curated record. Lineage: Eukaryota; Metazoa; Chordata; Testudines; Emydidae. Bases 544 to 1929 code for a protein of 461 amino acids. Gene Ontology annotation, biological process: xenobiotic metabolic process.
AGCCCGGGCACUGCUCAGCUGGCGAGUCCCUGGCAGGCGCUGCAUUCAGGGCAGGAUACAGCCUCUAGCAGUAACGUGGUGGGGUCUAGUGGCUAGAGCGGGGUUGGGGGAGGGUUGGGAGCUAGGACUCCCCCCAGACUGCCUCUGGGAGGGAGGGUGGUCAAGCGGUUAGCCCGGGGAGCCGGGACUCCUGGGUUCUACCUCUGGCUCUUAGAGCUGGGGGCGUAUGUGCCAAAGACCUUCCAAGCGGGUACACGCCAUGCCAAGCCGCCCCCGCUCGACGCCUGGCUUCAGAGUGGGCUGCGAAAUCCCCGUUCCAUCGUGUUCAGCCUCCUUGCCAGAGCGCACCUGGGCAAGGGACGCCCGCUCAGCUUGACAGCAGCUGGCACGGAGCCCUGGGCCCUGCCCGCCCGGCAGGCGAGUCAGUCGGCUCCGAAUCCCGCCCCUUUCCCUGCUGAAGAGUCAGUCGUCAGGGCACCCGAAAAGUCAUUCGGUGCCAGUGCAACCAGGAGCACCUUGUUCCCCCGCGCCCGAGCGAGCGACAUGGAGAUCACCGCGGCCACGCUGCUUCUGCUGCUCCUCGGCCUCUCCUGCCUGGUCGUCCACCUCCGUGGGAAGGGCCAGCGGAAGAGGGGGUGUUUGCCCCCGGGCCCCCGCCCGCUGCCCCUGCUGGGGAACCUGCUGCAGCUCGAUACCAAGGACAUGGCCAAAUCCCUUCUCAUGCUAAGCGAGCGCUAUGGGCCCGUCUACACCCUCCACCUGGGCCCCCAGCGGAUGGUGGUGCUGUGCGGCUACCAGGCGGUGAAGGAGGCCCUGGUGGACCAGGCCGAGGCGUUCAGCGGGCGCGGGGAUCUGCCCGUGUUGUUCCGCUUAACCCAAGGAAACGGCAUCGCCCUGAGCAACGGGGAGAAGUGGAAAGUCCUGCGGAGAUUCGCCCUGCAGACGCUGCGGAACUUCGGCAUGGGCAAGCGGAGCCUGGAGGAGCGGAUCCAGCAGGAGGCGCAGUGCCUGGGGCAGGAACUCGCCCACACGCAAUCCGCGCCCUUCGACCCCACCUUCCUCAUCAGCCAGGCCGUCGCCAACGUCAUCUGCUCCAUCGUCUUCGGCGACCGCUUCGACUACCAGGAUGGGAGCUUCCUCACCUUGGUCGGCCUCAUCAACCAGAACGCCCAUCUGUACAGCUCCCCGUGGGGGCAGAUGUACAACAUCUUCCCCGGCCCCAUGUCCUGCCUGCCGGGGCCUCACAACAGGAUCUUCGAGAACUUCGAGCAACUGCGGCAAUUUGUGCUGGAGCGGGUGAAGAUGCACCAGGAAUCCUUUGACCCCAACUGCCCCCGUGACUUCAUCGACUGCUUCCUCCUCAAGAUGGAGCAGGAAAACCAGGACCCGCUGAGCUACUUCCACACGGAGACCCUGGUGAUGACCACGCACAAUCUGUUCUUUGCGGGCACGGAGACCGUCAGCACCACCCUGCGCUACGGCUUCCUGCUCCUCAUGAAGUACCCGGAGAUCCAGGCCAGGUCUCAGAGGUCACCAGCUCCAGACCGAGCGUGUCCCUGCUGCCUGCGUGACCAGCCGAGAUGUCAGGCUGCCCUGCCCCCCUCNGGCACCAACGUGCUCCCGCUGCUGUUCUCUGUCCACAACGACCCCGCCCAGUUCAAAGACCCGGCCACAUUCGACCCGGCCCAUUUCCUGGACCCGAGCGGAGGCUUCCGGAAGCAUGACGCCUUCAUGGCCUUCUCCGCAGGGAAGCGGGUGUGCCUGGGCGAGGGCUUGGCCCGCAUGGAGCUCUUCCUCUUGUUCACCACCGUCCUGCAGCGCUUCACCCUCACGCCCCUCGUCCGCCCGGAGGACAUCGACAUCUCGCCCCUGAUGAGUGGCCUGGGGAACAUGCCGCGCCCCUACGAGUUCCGGGCCGUCCCUCGCUGAGCGAGCCGCCGCCCCAUCCCGCCUCCACUGCCCCUUUCACGGCCUCGUGCCCUGCAGCCUUUGCACGCCGGAGACGAGUCCGCAGGCCUCGUCACUGGCAGGGUCUCCGGCUCCGGAGAUUUUACGGUGCCGCCUGGCCGUCUCCUCUCUUUUUAAAAUCCCCAGCUCCAGAUUCGUGAGCUUAGUUCAAGUCUUCAUUACAAUCAAAUACAAAUAAAAAUUGUCCAGCUCUGGGGGUGACAGAGAACAGUUUAGAAACUUGACUCGAGUAAAGAAACCAGAAGUAAAUAAAACGAACCCAGAUCCCAGCCAAUCCCGUGAGUUUCUUUGAGUCCUGAUCUGUUGAGCGCUCGGGGCCGGCUGGGUUGCUGUUAUUAACGUGACUAUCCACCGGGCACGGGUGGGGCAGAGCCGGGAAAGCUGCUGCCAGUUUUGCAUUUUGAGCGCAGAUAAAAGCCGCAACAACAAUCAGAGGGUUGGAAAAUCACCUUGCUGGGAGAGGCUUCGUAUCUCGGUCUGUUUAGUUCAUCGGGGUCUCGCCCGCAGCUUAUAAAUACAUUCACCAGGCCUAAUGGGCCCGUUAAGCUAGAGGAGAAAGGCACAACCAAUUCCUGGAAGUUAAAGUUAGACAAAUUCCAAUUCGAAAUAAGGCAGAAAUUUAGGGCACAAACUCCCUGGGGAAGUGGUGGAUUCUCCACCAUUGACAACUUUUACAUCAAGAUGGGAUGUUUUUCUGGAAGAUCUGCUCCAGCAAUUAUUUUUGGCCCAUUCUCUGAGCGGAUCAUUUCAUUAGACACAAGUUAGUGAGCUCCGUAAAGGUCAAAGGAACUGAUCGUAAUAGUCAUUAUUGGCCUUAAAAUCUAUGAAUCCCAGUUGUCCUGGGACAAUCCCCGUUUGCCACAGGAUGUCCCGGGAAUUUCUUUCAGGGCACCUGAAAAGUCCAAGUUUUCCAAUUCGUCCAUCCACAAGGUUUAGCCUUUGUAAUAACUACAAAAAACUCCUCUUGCUGCAUGGGGGCGAAUCUGCGUACAGCUUUACCGGAAACGAAGGAGCAUUCAGGGUAACGACCAGUGUCUGGAGCGAAGGCAGAAUCCGAGUGCAUCUCUUAGAGCUCAUUUGGUGGGGGUUUCUGGCUAGAUCUGAAAUUCUAGGGGGCUUUCUCAGGCUGCGUAGCGCAUGGCCCAGGAGGGAAGCAAACCGAUCCGGUGUCUUUCACCACGAGACGCGACAGCCAGAAGGAAGGUGGUGAAAAUGAACAUUUCUCUUGCUCUGCUUGCUCUCAAAAGGGCAGAAUUUGGCUCAAUUUAGCUACCGCAAAGCCAGGCUGUUUAUUUUAACUCACCAGGCCCCUGUGGGAGAAGGUUUAAAUACCUCCCACCCUGCCAGCCAACCCACGGGUAAGCUGACGAAAGGGGCUGUGUCUGUAACACCUUCCCUCCUGCUGUGAACGCAUCUCAGGAGCGCUUAGGUUGGUGAAAGACUGUUUUUGGGAUGAUGGGCGUUUUCAGCUCCCACUGAGAGAGCUGGGGCCAACGCAGAGCAGACGCCUGGCAGAGAAAAUCACGUGUUCAUUUAAGGGCCAACUCGAGACCCCUUAAAGGGCCCGGAUUUUCAUAGGGUGGACGUGCCGCACUUUCCAAAAAGUCUCUUUAAAGUGUCUCGGGCGCUGGCGCUUUGUCAGUUACUCUGAAAAACGUAGACUUCAGAGGUUAAGGGACCCGGGGCCAGAUCCCUGGCGGGUGUGAACCAGCGUGACUCCACUGACUCUGGUUCACAGCCGCUCAGUGUCGGCAAUCCUCGGGGGUUUCACAGGGAGGCGUGUGCUGUCUUAAAUCACCAGUCGCCUGAGUCAUGGGAUUCUGUGAGCUCAGCUUUUGUUUUGGUUUGGGUUUUUUUAAGCAUGUUUCUAGUCUUCACGGUGGCAGAGAAAAUGUGACCUGCAAAACCAGAAUCCAAAAUCUAUUCUAUACACAAAGCUCAUAAUUUCUGUUAAGCCAAUCUUGCAAUUUGUUUGUUUGGUUUGAUGGUACCAGCGUCAUGCUGUUUGAACCCUUUGAGUUUAGCACGACUGGAAAAAAAUUGAGUGGCAGGUGGGGCGUAGCUAACUGAGUCUGACCUCAACUCCACCUCUUUUCCUAGGGUCUAGUGUUUUUAAGCGCAGUGGAGUCCAACUGGGUUGGCUUGUCGGUGUUCACACGCUAUAAAUAUCCAAUAAUAAUCAACAAAUGGGGAAACUGAGGCAAAGAAGUGGGGGAGAGAAGCGACUGCCCAUGGUCACCCGGGAAGCCAGGGGCAGAACUGGGGUUAAAACCCAGGUCUCUUGAAUCCCACGUCAAUGCUUUAUCCACUAGGCAACACUGCCGCCCAUAACAAAACAUAUGCUUCAUGCGUAGGAUAUGAAUAAUUAGCUCCGCUAUUGCAAAGAGACAAUUAUAUAAGGAAUCAUGUCAUUACACACCUGUGCUUCGUUAAGCUGUUGCGUGACCCCUGCGAUACAGCCAAAAUGCCGAUGUAUACCCGGCCCUUUUCAAACAUGACUCAACGUCUUGGCUGGCUCCCUCUGAAAACCACUUGGGUCUGUUUGCCUCUUUUGCUCCUUUGUCCUGCUGACUGGCUCGUGCGGGCUGUGGGUGAACGUUAUGUAAGCUGUGUACUGUGUGCCUACUUCAAUAACACUCGUUUUAUAACGCCGGGUCGUUUUUCUCCGUCACCUGUGCUGCAGAAUUGCAGGCUCAUUGAUUUAAGCGGGGGGAAGACAGGUCACCAUGGGGGCAAAUAUAACCCAUCGGCUUCUGCAAGGUGGUAGAUUGAAUCGUGCACCUCCUAGUGAUGCUGGUAGAGUGGUCCCAUGUUUUAAAAAAUAGGAUUCAUUCAUUGUAUAGUUAACCUGGUUGAUUAAUGAAGAUGUGCUAUGGGAUGCGAAGCCAGAGGAUGUUACUGAGUCAGAUAGGCUCAUAUUUGUGAAUCACAAUAGCAGACGAAUGACAUCUUUUUUUAUACUCAUUGUAAAGUUAAUCAGUGGAACUCAUGGCCGCAGGAUACUGUUGAGGGAAACAGGUGACAGGAUAGGACGCUGUACUCUUCUAGACCAUUGCUGGAAUAAUAAUAAUAACCUAGUUCUUUUCAUCUGUAGCUCUCAACAUCUUUUACAAAGGAGGCUGGGAUCAGUAGCGCCAUUGUCCAGAUGGGGAAACUGAGUCACGGAACAGUGAAAUGAUUUGUCCCAGCCAGCAGAACUAGGACUAGAAUCCAUGUCUGUAGAAUAACAUCAUACUUUUUAUAAAGGAAGGCUAAUGACAGAUGUUCUUAUUGCCAGGACAGUCUAACUUCUCUAUUAAAAACAAAUCUAGCC